This is a messenger RNA of Phoenix dactylifera (date palm), 2373 nucleotides long. RefSeq names its product protein LEO1 homolog. NCBI's taxonomy places the organism in Eukaryota, Viridiplantae, Streptophyta, Magnoliopsida, Arecales, Arecaceae. The record is from RefSeq and is a predicted model, not a curated record. Gene Ontology annotation, molecular function: RNA polymerase II C-terminal domain phosphoserine binding. Gene Ontology annotation, cellular component: Cdc73/Paf1 complex; nucleus. Gene Ontology annotation, biological process: positive regulation of transcription elongation by RNA polymerase II; transcription elongation by RNA polymerase II.
UAAUAAGGAAAAUAUCCGACUCCGGGGAAGCUGCGAUUGUUGGCGGAAGCGAAGGUGGCCUAGAAACGAGACGAGAGAGAGGGAGAGAGAGAGAGGACGAGAAAGAGAGCGAUCGAGAGGGCGGCGGAUAGGAGGGAAGAGAGACAUGGAGGAGGAGACGAGGAAUCAAAUGAUGCAGAACCUCUUCGGCGAUCAAUCCGAAGAGGAGGAGGAGGCAGAGGAGGCUGAUUCCGAGCACGAGGUCGCUGCCAACCACUCCGAUUACCACUCGGAUGAAGCAGAAGGCGAGGCUGAGAUCGAUGGUGAAGGAGAAGGUGAAGGGGAAGGUGAAGUUGAGGGGCAAGGUGAAGUUGACGUGGAAAGCGAAGCUGAAGCCCAUGAUAUAGAUCUUGACCAUGGAGAGAGUGAGGGAGAAAGGGUUCAGAGUUCCCCAGAAAGAGAAAUUAGCGAUCAAAGGAUGGAGAGCGAGCCAAAAGAUGCUGACAGUGAAGAAGAAGGCUAUGGGCAAAGAGUAGUAACAAGCAGGAGGCGAGAAAUAGUUGCUAGUGAUUCAGAGGGAUCUGAGGAUAAUCAUUAUGCUGACCGUGAUAAUGAAGAUAUGGAGGUUGAUAAUACAAGGAAACCAAGGUCAGUAGAUGAGCAAAAAGACCAUGAAGUUGUUCGUGAUGUUUUUGGGGACUCUGAUGAGGAAGAACCUGCUGAAUAUAGCGCUCAGAACGAAAUUGAGCAACAUUUACAUAGAUCUCCUAUGGAGGAAGAAGGGAGCUAUGAGAAAGGUUUCAGACCAGAGGACAUAGUGCCCGAUGAUGAUGGCCAGUAUGAGUCAGAAGAUGAGAAUCUUGAAAAGAAACCAAAGGAGAAACCUGUUGGUCCACCAUUGGAAUUGGAUAUUCCGCUGCGCCCUCCACCAGGUCAUCCUGAAGGAAUGAACAUGAUCAAGGUGUCAAACAUCAUGGGCAUUGAACCAAAACCUUUUGAUCCUAAGACAUACAUAGAAGAGGAUGUGUUUGUCACAGAUGAAUCAGGAGCUAAGAAACGUAUACGCCUAGAGGACAAUAUCGUGCGCUGGAGAGCUGUCAAGAAUCGCGAUGGCACGACCUCUUAUGAAAGCAAUGCACGUUUUGUAAGGUGGGAAGAUGGAAGCUUACAGUUACUAAUUGGGAAUGAAGUUCUUGACAUAUCUGUGCAUGAGGCAGAUCAUGAUCAAACACACCUAUUUCUUCGGCAUGGAAAGGGAAUCUUGCAGUCUCAAGGAAGGCUUUUACGGAAGAUGAGAUUUAUGCCAUCUUCUUUAUCAUCAAAGUCUCACCGUUUACUGACUGCUCUUGUUGACUCACGUCAUAAGAAGGUUUACAAAGUGAAAAAUUGCAUUACUGACAUUGAUCCAGAGAGAGAAAAAGAAGAGAAGGAAAGGGUUGAAGGACAAACAAUCAGAGCCAAUGUACUACUUCAGAGGAAACGUGAAAAGGUGAACCGAAAGUACACACAAACUGUGAGCAGAGGACAACAGCUUUCGCCAGGGUUUUUGGAGGAGGCACUAGAGGAGGAAGAUGAGCCUGAAGACUAUUAUAAUUCUCGCCGGGCAGCUUCAGCUCGUAAUCGUUUUGAGGAAGAUAUGGAAGCAGAAGCACAGGCUGAGAAGCGCAUAAUGAAUGCAAAGAGAUCAAACAUACUCAAAAGUGUCCCUCGCAAACCAUCCUUGCUUGCUGCUCGUCUGGCAAGGCGCCGGGUAGAGGAAUAUUCGGAGAGUGACAGGGAGGAAUCUGAAUAUGAAAGUGAUGGUGAGGAUAUUGAGAGGUCACUGGCACAUACAAGGGAAGAUGAGCCAGACCAUGAAGAUGAAUAUGAGGAGGAUGAGGCAGAUGAAGAAGCUUUAGGUGCAAAUUCUUCAUCCAAUGAAGAUGAAUAUGAGGAGCCAAGGAAAAAGAUCAGGGAAACUGGAGGCAGCAGUCUGAAACGCAAGGAGAUAGAAUCAGAUGGAGAGUCUCCACCAAGAAAGACAACAGUGCAUCGUAGAAAGGCAGUUGUCUUUGACAGCGAUGAAGAGUGACUGGUAAGAGAAGAACUGGAUUUGACAAUGGAGCUGCUAAAUUGUAGCUGAUCUAGGCUCUGGUGGGAGGACACCUCACAUUAUCCGAGAUUACAACUCUAUAGAGACUCGUUGCACAAUGAAGUGUAUAUUUCACCUUCUGCACCAUUUUUUCUUGGUCUUAUUUUUAAGCUAGAAAGAGCUGGUCCUAUUGUCACCUUGUGGAACUUGCGGGCUCUGAAUCCAUCCAACAGAUGCAAUGGUUGAAUAAUUUGUUUAAAUUUUGUACUUAUAAAUACGAUGAUCAUUGUAUAUUCUAUGCCCAGUGUCAGAUUCCAGCUGUC